This is a messenger RNA of Cyphellophora attinorum, 1335 nucleotides long. RefSeq names its product Non-specific lipid-transfer protein. The transcript has 3 exons. The record is from RefSeq and is a predicted model, not a curated record. Bases 1 to 1335 code for a protein of 444 amino acids. NCBI's taxonomy places the organism in Eukaryota, Fungi, Ascomycota, Eurotiomycetes, Chaetothyriales, Cyphellophoraceae. Gene Ontology annotation, molecular function: acyltransferase activity, transferring groups other than amino-acyl groups.
AUGGCGCCACGAAAACCAGCACCAGCCUACGUCUUGGGCGUAGGCAUGACCAAGUUCAUCAAGCCCCGCGGGAAAGUCGACUACACCGAGCUCGGCUUCGAGGCUGGCAUCAAGGCCAUGCUCGACGCCAGAUCUCAUACGACGAUGUUGAUCAGGCGGGUCUUCUAUCAAUUCGGCAUGACACAAAUCCCCAUCUAUAAUGUCAACAACAACUGCUCGACCGGCAGCACCGGUCUUAACAUGGCCCGACAGGCCAUCGCGUACGGCUCCGCUGACUGCGUCCUCGUGGUCGGCUUCGAGAAGAUGAACCCCGGAUCCCUACAAGCUUACUUCAACGACCGAGCAAAUCCCACAGGCACUACCAACGUCAUGCUGAAGGAGACUCGAGGUGUCACCAAUGCUCCCGGCGCUGCCCAGCUGUUCGGAAACGCUGGCCGGGAAUACAUGGAAAAGUAUGGUGCAAAAGCAGAGGACUUUGCUGAGAUCGCACGAGUCAACCACGAGCACUCAAAACGCAAUCCAUACUCACAGUUCACUGAUGAGUAUUCCUUGGACCAGGUGCUCAAUUCCACAAUGAUUCAUGCGCCUUUGACGAAGCUUCAGUGCUGCCCAACAUCUGAUGGAGGAGCCGCCGUGGUGGUUGUUUCACAAGAAUUCUUGGAUGCUAGACCACAUCUCAAGGAACAAGCUAUCCUUAUUGCCGGACAACAGAUGGCUACAGAUUCUCCAGACCUGUUCUCGCGCAGCGCUAUCGACCUGGUAGGCUUUGAGAUGAGCAAAUAUGCCGGAAAGCAGGCUUUGAAAGAAGCCGGCAUCACGCCUGCAGAUGUGUCCGUCGUUGAGCUUCACGACUGCUUCUCUGCUAACGAGAUGUGUGUGAUUGAUGCUCUUGGCCUAUCUGCCCCGGGCAAAGCCCACGAGUUGGUUCGCGCAGGAGGAAUUACGUAUGGAGGCAAAUAUGUCGUGAACCCGAGUGGCGGGUUGAUCUCUAAGGGCCAUCCGCUUGGUGCCACUGGUCUUGCGCAAUGUGCUGAGUUGACGUGGCAUCUUCGGGGUUGGGCGAACAACCGCAUGGUACAGAACACCAAAUAUUGCUUGCAGCACAAUCUCGGACUUGGUGGCGCUGUUGUCUGCACAGUGUACAAGCGUGCCGACGGCAAGGCUGCUGCCCCUGUUUCCGACGCCGAGGUUGGCAAGAGGAACGGCCUGGGCUACAACCCUGCGACCCAAGCGCGUGGUUUCACCAAUGAGCAGGUCGACAAGACACGGAGUAAGAAGAGCCGCAGUGAGUGGGCUCUGCAGGAUAUCCAGACCAAGGUGCAGGCUCGAUUCUGA